Molecule: messenger RNA, 3835 nt
Organism: Sceloporus undulatus (fence lizard)
Lineage: Eukaryota; Metazoa; Chordata; Lepidosauria; Squamata; Phrynosomatidae
Gene: NBR1
Product: NBR1 autophagy cargo receptor
Biological process (GO): macroautophagy
Cellular component (GO): phagophore assembly site
Molecular function (GO): ubiquitin binding
Source: RefSeq, a predicted model, not a curated record
GUCUGCCAGGAUGGCGCGUCACAGCGCCUGAGGGGGGCCACCGAAGCGGACGCAAAGCUCCGUCCCAGACGGACCUGGGCCUUGCUCCGCUGCGGGUGAAGGUGAGCGCCGCCUGGGUAGGCCUCAGACCCUCAGAGAAGUCCUGCAAAAUGGAUCCCCCGGUCAAGCUCAAUGUGACCUUCCAAGGUGACACCCAGAGCUUCCUUGUGUCGGAUUCAGCCAAUACCACAUGGGCUGAUGUGGAAGCCAUGGUAAAAGUCUCAUUUGAACUGAACGAUAUCCAGAUUAAAUACCUAGAUGAAGAUCAUGAUGAGGUGUCUGUCAAUACUGCAGCUUAUGCCGAAAGCCGUUGGUGUGGACGAGAAGUGGCAAUGGUGGUGCGUGUGCCCAUGGCGCGGGCGCUGCGCCAUGCUGGUGUACAUGAGAUCCCCAUCCUUUUCAAUGGGGUUCAACAACAUACCGCGUAUGUGGCUGACUGUAUAUACAAAUUCUGUGGGAAUGUGGAACCCAGCAUGCAUCUGCAACUGUGUGAAGCAGGAGUAUGCCAUGAUCCUAAUCAUGUGCUUUGGAAGCUGCGAAGGCCUGUCCGUAUCUCAGAAUCGUAUAACCUUGGGCAGUUCUCACCUCGUCUCGCCACUCUGGAGCAAGUCAGGCUCCAGAAACAGAUGGAUAAGCGUUUCCUAAAGGCUGAGAAGCAGCGUUUGCGAGCAGAGAAGAAGCAGCGCAAAGCUGAAGUACGGGAACUCAAAAAGCAGCUGAAGUUGCAUCGGAAGAUCCACCUCUGGAACUCUGCCCAUGCUCUGGACAACACCAGUUUGACAGCUACCAAGACUGAGAACCUGCAGUCCAGCACACUUGUUCCCCUUCAGGGUUGUCCUGUCAUUGUCCCUACUCUGAGUGCUGCCUUUGUGGAUGAGAAUCUGCCAGAUGGAACUCGCCUCCAGCCAAGGACAUCCUUCAUCAAACAUUGGCGCAUGAGGAACACUGGCAACAUGGAGUGGAACUCUGACACCAAGCUAAAAUUCAUGUGGGGGAACUUAACGCUGCUAUCUUCAGAGAAGAAGGAUGUAGGUGUACCCUACUUGCUGCCGGGGCAAGUGGGGGUUGUCUCAGUGGAAUUUAUGACCCCAGCUGUGGAAGGAACCUACACAUCUCAUUGGCGGUUAUCUCACAGAGGGGAGCAAUUUGGGCCCCGGGUCUGGUGUAGCAUUGUUGUAGACACCUUUUCCUCCAGCACUGACUGCUCAGAGAAUUGCAAACUGGUAUCUACUUUCUGCCAGAAGGGCAGAUCCCUUUGUAAGGAAGAGGAAAGACUCUCAAAGUUCAAGGCAGAAGCUCUGCAGGCUGUUGAUAGUGCCAUGCAGGGAGGUUUGGUCAGCCGGGCUGCUCCCCCAAAUAUAAAGAGCAUCCUGAGUGCUAGAGAGUUCUACAUCCCUUCAGUCGACCUUCUCACGGCUCAGGACUUACUCUCCUUUGAAUUGCUGGACAUUAACAUAGUUCAAGAACUGGAGCAGGUCCCUCGCAACACUCCUGUUGACACAAGUCCAGAUAUGUCAGUCCUGCCCCAUGACAGCUCCCCACUGGACAACACCAGUCUGGACCAAAAGCAGGAAGAGAAGGAAGAAAGUACUUGUCAGCCAUUGCCUGACGCUCAGGUGGGGAAGGGAAAGACCGAAAACUCAGCAAAUCAAGAGGAAGCAGAAGAAGACAUGAGUGGGAGCCAGUUUGUUUGCGAAACAGUCAUUCGCUCUCUCACCUUGGAUGCUGCACCUGACCACAGGCCCCCACAAAGGAAGAAGUCUUUACAGGGUUCUCUGCAAGCCCUUCAAGAUACCAUUCACUAUAGCACCAAAGCCAAGGACACCAUCAAUCCUGUUUCUACACCAGAAGAGCCAGAGUCUACCAAUCAAGGCAUGGAGAUAGUCAAAGAACUAGAGUUUGAGAAACUGUCAAUGCAUGAUGGUGAGGAGUCAAGGGAUGGAGAGGCUGAAGAUGAUGCCAAGGAUGAAGUCUGUAGCCAAGCAUCUUCUACCUCCUCUGAGGAUUACAUUAUAAUACUCCCAGAAUGCUUUGAUACCAGCCGUCCUCUGGGUGACUCCAUGUACAGUUCUGCUCUCUCUCAGCCAAGCGUGGAGAAAACAGCAGAGGCUCCAGCAAAUCCUGAAGGAGAGAGCCAGUUGCCAGUACAGAGCAUCAAUGAUAUACUGACCACUUCUCAGACCCUGGAUGAAGUGCCACUGACCCCUCAGAUUGUGGAACCACAGCCUACAAGAUUUCUGGCACUUUCACAAAAUAUCAAUACCCAAGCAAGCAAUAGAGAAGAAACUCCUUUGAUUCUUGAUGAAAUGGGAGAAGAAUCUUCUGACAUUUCUUUGGUACCUUUUCAUUCCAACCUUCUCUGCAGACACACCCAAGGAAACAGCCUCGCUGGUGGCUUGGUGAAGGGAGCCUUGUCAGUGGCUGCUUCAGCCUACAAGGCUCUAUUUGCUGGACCACCCGCCAUGGACCAGGUAAGUCCCUGUGUUUCUCUUUGGAAUGGAAAAGGGGGAGCUUAACAACAGGAGUGUCAUUAUUCUCCAUGAUUGCACCAGGCAAGGGGAGCAAAUCUGAAAUUGGAUGCACUGUCCUGAAAGUAGGAUUCUAGCACUCUACCCUUAUGUGGGUUGCCCCUCCUUCUCCUUCCCUAGAUAGAUUUUUUUAUCAUUCUGUUGUGAGGAAAAUCUAUUCAGUUUUGGUAAGUGACAGAGCUGCCUAGUCCUCAAAAAAUAAAUAAUCCUUUGUUCUUGGUGCUGAACAGAGAAAGAGAGGAGACAGGAUAGAAGGUCUGCCCCAAUAUAUUUAAUUAUUCUGACAAGAACUGGAAAUCUUGAGAGCUCCCAGCAAACCACCUCUAACACUCAGAUAGUCCAGGAUCCACUCCAUCCACUGACACAGAUAGUAGUAAAUCUAGUGUUCAUUUUUUGUUCAGUGAGGGAGGGGAUAUCCUGAUAAUGAGAUGCUAGAAUAAUGGCAUUAUACUCCAGGUGGGUCAUCUUAACUGCUUGACAUAAUGGAGAACCUAUUCCUUUCCCACUAUUUUAUUAGAUUUGUUGUCAUUGUUAACUGCUGUCAAUUCAACUUUGACUUAUGGCGGCCCCAUAAAUGAGUGAUCUCCAAGCCACCCUAUCAUCAACAGCCCUGCUCAGACCUUACAGGCUCAGGGUUGUGGCUUCCUUGAUUUAUCCAUCUAUACAGUUUACAGUUACAAAUUUAUAGUUCAAUUAUCUGUAAUGUGGUCUUCCUCUUUUCCUACUGCUUUCUACCUUACCAAGCAUUCUUGUCUUUUCUAGAGAGUCAUGUCUUCUCAUGAUGUGUCCAAAGCAAUCUUGUUUAGUCAUCUUGGCUUCUAAGGAAAGUUCAGGCUUGAUUUGCUCUAGGACCCUUUCAUUUAUCUUUUUAGCAGUCCACGGUCCAUAAAAGUCCAUAAAACUUCACUCCAUCACCACAUUUCAAAUGAAUUGAUUUCUUCCUAUCAGCUUUCUUUAAUGUCCAUCUUUCACAACUAUGGCCUGGUACAGAUGGGCCUUUUGUGACUCCCUUGUCACGUGCUAGUGUUGCCUGGGGGCAGUGCCCACACGCCCCACAACUCUCGCACAUGACGAGGAUGUAACAAUGGCGGCACCCUGUAUACAUGGGGCCCGCAUUGUUAUGUAAGCGCAGCCACCGCAGGGUAAAAAGAACCCGCUGGUCCAGUACAGACUGCAGAAAAGGGACAGUCUGCAGCCGCCUCUUUCCACAGUGGAUUGGGGCCAGGGCAGCCUCACCAACAGCCCAGAGGCCCGAAUCCGGCGCUUUU